UGGUAGCUCAUAUCGACGGGAACCAGUCAGUAGGUCGAUCGGUCGAAGUGUGCGUUGUGCACACGGGUCAAAAGUAAAGCAAGGCGGACAUGCGUAAAUGAAUGCGAAGAAUUUUCUAGACAUGUGCCGGUAGCUUCAUUCAGAGAGAACUGGCGUCAAAUUCACACAAAUGUUGUAAUUUUGUACAGUAUUUAUUUCCGCAAACAAGGUAGCACAUCUUCCUAGUAUUUUUUAUAAGUGUCUUUAGCAUGGCCGUGGUUGGUUUUGACGUCGGGAAUAGCUCGGCUUACAUCGCGGUUGCACGAGGUGGUGGGAUCGAAACGAUAGCUAACGAAGACAGCGACCGGCGAACACCGACAAUUGUGAGUUUUGGAGACCAUAAUCGUAUGCUUGGAUCUGCAGGAAAGACACAGGUUAUCUCAAAUUAUAAAAAUACAGUCACAGCCUUCAAGCGUCUUGUUGGGCGUAAGUAUGAUGACCCUUUGGUACAAGCAGAACUUCCUAGGAUGCUCAAUGAGGUAGUCAGGACACCAGAUGGAGGUGUUGGAGUUAAGGUGCAGUAUAUGGGCGAGAAGGAGACUUUCACCCCAGAGCAGCUCUACGCCAUGUUCCUCACAAAACUCAAAAUGACUGCCGAAGCUAGUCUCCAGACAAAGGUCGUCGAUUUUGUUCUGUCGGUACCACAGUAUUACACUAACGUAGAAAGGAAAAGUAUACUCGAUGUUGCUUCAAUAGCUGGUAUGAACUGCCUAAGAAUUAUCAAUGACACAACUGCCGCUGCCUUGGCCUAUGGUAUCUACAAGCAAGAUUUACCAGCACCUGAAGAGAAACCUAGAGUGGUUGUAUUCGUGGAUAUGGGUAGUGCAUCUCUUCAAGUCUCUGUAUGUGCAUUCAACAAAGGAAAAUUAAAGGUUCUCAACGUAGGCAGUGAGACCUGUCUAGGUGGCCGAGAUUUCGACCAAGUCAUCGCCGAUCAUUUCGUGGAGGAGUUCAAGACAAAGUAUCGCAUCGACAUUCGGGAAAACGCCCGUGCUCUCCUUAGACUCACGCAGGAAUGUGAAAAACUGAAGAAACUGAUGAGCGCCAACGCCACAGAGAUUCCCAUGAACAUUGAGAGUAUAAUGAAUGAUCGGGAUGUCUCCGGCCGGAUGAAGAGAGCUGAUUUUGAAAAUCUGGCAGCCAAUCUAUUAAAGAGAAUUGAGAACACACUCAAAUCAGUUCAGACUCAGAUAA
Asterias rubens (European starfish) is the source of this 1233-nucleotide messenger RNA. Its product is annotated as 97 kDa heat shock protein-like. Gene Ontology annotation, biological process: protein folding. The record is from RefSeq and is a predicted model, not a curated record. Gene Ontology annotation, molecular function: ATP binding; ATP-dependent protein folding chaperone. Gene Ontology annotation, cellular component: nucleus; cytosol. Lineage: Eukaryota; Metazoa; Echinodermata; Asteroidea; Forcipulatida; Asteriidae.